Molecule: messenger RNA, 789 nt
Organism: Lepus europaeus (European hare)
Lineage: Eukaryota; Metazoa; Chordata; Mammalia; Lagomorpha; Leporidae
Product: kallikrein-8-like
Exons: 5
Coding region: 1-789 (262 amino acids)
Biological process (GO): proteolysis; neuron projection morphogenesis; memory
Molecular function (GO): serine-type endopeptidase activity
Source: RefSeq, a predicted model, not a curated record
AUGGGACGCCCCCCACCCGGUACAGCCCUGACCUGGAUGCUCCUGCUGUUGCUGCUGGGAGCCUGGGCAGGACUGUGCGGGGCGCAGGGCUCCAAGGUGCUGGAGGGGCAGGAGUGCGAGGCCCACUCGCAGCCCUGGCAGACGGCCCUGUUCCAGGGCGAGCGGCUCAUCUGCGGGGGUGUCCUCGUGGGGGCCAGCUGGGUCCUCACCGCUGCCCACUGUAAAAAAUCGAAGUACACAGUGCGGCUGGGAGACCACAGCCUGCAGAGCAGGGAUGAGCCGGAGCAGGAGCUGUCGGUGGCUCAGUCCAUCCAGCACCCGUGCUACAACAACAGCGCCGUGGAGGACCACAGCCACGACCUGAUGCUCAUCCGACUGCGCCGGCGGGCCUCCCUGGGCUCCAGAGUGAAGCCCCUGCCGCUGGCAGCCCGCUGUGCCCAGGAGGGCCAGAAGUGCACCAUCUCGGGCUGGGGCACGGUCACCAGCCCCCGAGAGAACUUUCCAGACACCCUCAAUUGCGCAGAAGUACAAAUCAUUUCGCAGAAGAAGUGUGAGGAAGCCUACCCGGGAAAGGUGACCGACGGCAUGGUGUGUGCAGGCAACAGCAACGGGGCCGACACGUGCCAGGGCGAUUCCGGAGGCCCGCUGGUGUGCGGAGGGGUCCUCCAGGGCAUCACCUCCUGGGGCUCAGACCCCUGCGGGCGGCCCGAGAAGCCCGGCGUCUACACCAACAUCUGCCGAUACCGGGACUGGAUCGAGAAGACCAUGGGCAGCAGGGCCUGGUCCUAG